Aureobasidium namibiae CBS 147.97 is the source of this 1599-nucleotide messenger RNA. RefSeq lists its product as uncharacterized. The annotation marks the transcript as partial. The record is from RefSeq and is a predicted model, not a curated record. The transcript is spliced from 3 exons. Lineage: Eukaryota; Fungi; Ascomycota; Dothideomycetes; Dothideales; Saccotheciaceae.
AUGUGGGGCAACAACACUGCAGAUAGGCAUCUGUCCCAAGCUGGACAAAGAAGACCUUCAGUAUUCCAGAGAGCAGGAUCCGUCUUCCAGGAUACCAUGCAGAACGUACGCAAAAAGGUUCGCCGAAGCAGCAUGUGGGACGUGUACGAAAAUGCAAAGAAACGACAACUCGAAAUCCGACGAAAGCGCUGGGUGCAACUCGUCUUUGAAUAUUCUUUUUAUUUCAUGCUGGUGGUUCUGGUCUAUUUUCUACUCAUCGGAGAGCCCCUCUGGAAGGGGACGUAUUUGAGCCUGUACUUGGCGUUCAAGUACAAGCUUAAUCUUAAUGGUUCUUGGUCGAUUAUCAUCGCAGUUGCCGUUGCCUACGCAUACUCUCCGCUCUUCGUUUUGUUCGAGCCCGACCCGCCGAUGCCUGAAGAGCCAAUCGACGCUACCAAAACUCCUAAUAUCGCCGACACUGCUCUGAUGAUCCCCUGCUACAAAGCUGCUACAUUGAUUGGUCCAACCUUGGAAGCUGCCACGAAAGUCUUUCCGCCAUCGCAAAUUUUCGUCGUUGCUAAUGGCAACAGUCCGGUCCCUCUAGAUAACACCGAAGAGAUUUGUACUCAAUACGGCGUCAACCAUAUCUGGAGUCCUGUCGGUAGCAAGAUUGUUGCACAAUUCGUUGGCUGCUAUGCUGCAAAGGAUUUCAAGAAUGUCUUGCUUAUCGACGACGACUGCGCUUUACCGCCCAACUUUCCCAUCGUCUCCGAUCGACUGAAGGGAAAAGUCAUGUGCAUGGGCUACACCAUCAAGUCCGUUGGUCCCAACUCUUCAAAAGGAACGCUCUGCCAGCAAGCACAAGAUCUGGAAUAUAAAAUUUCUGGCAUCCAACGCGCACUUGCUGGCAAGAUUGGCAGUGCGACCUUCCCACAUGGUGCCAUUUCUCUAUGGGACAGAGACUUCCUUAUCAAGACUUUCAACAAGCAUCCUGGAUUCAGCGUGUCUGAGGACUGGUUCUUCGGGCAUGUUGCUCGUCAACUUGGAUGUCGCACUCAGAUGGCAACCUCUGUCUUUAUCGAAACCGAGACUCCUGACGCCGUCUUCUUCAGCUCUGGCGGCGAAAGGGGUGGCUUUGGUGAAAUGACUGUCUUCAAGCAACGCUUUCUCCGCUGGAACUUCUUCUUCGUCAAUGGAAUGUACUACAAUCUGCAUUACAUUCUGUUUUCGUGGGAGCUGGGUUGGUGGGAACUCGGCACCAAGUUGUUUGUCUUCCAGGAGAUUUACGAGACGCUGCUAUAUCUCGCUACACCCAUCGUCGUCCCUGUCUCUCUCGCCAUCCGCCCACAAUUCUUCUUCGAGCUCAUGGCACUUACCUUUGUCCUCUACAUGGGCAACGCUAUCAUCUUCAACGAGAUUCACCUUCGACGCAAGAAUGAGAAGGUGCCGCAGAAGUGUGUUUGGCUGUACUAUAUGCCCUACAAGCUCGUCUUGACUUUCGUCAAUGUCGCAAGUUGCUACUAUGCCAUCUACAAGUACGCGACUUACUUCGCAACUCGCCAUGCCAAGAUCAUUGAAGAUGACAAGGCUAUCAAUGUUGUUUUGCAGCUCGAGGAAGAG